GGGACUCUGGGGUGGGCUGUUCUCUCGGGCAGGGCGUCCUCUCACUUGUGUCUGGCUCUGGUGUCGGGGUAGCCUGGUUGUUCUUACUCUGUAUCGCAAAGGAUAUCGCGGCUAUCGCGGGGGUGGAGUUGCACGGGAGUCGCGGCGGGGCCCGGGGCUCUCGGUCUAACGCUCUAUCGGGACGUUUGGCGUUGUCGCGACAUAUCGCCGCCAUGGGCUGCACGGUGAGCGCCGAGGACAAAGCGGCGGCCGAGAGAUCCAAGAUCAUCGACAAAAACCUGAGGGAGGACGGAGAGAAGGCGGCGCGGGAGGUGAAGCUGCUGCUGCUGGGUGCAGGAGAAUCUGGAAAAAGCACCAUCGUCAAACAGAUGAAGAUUAUCCAUGAGGACGGGUACUCAGAGGAGGAAUGCCGGCAGUACCGAGCUGUUGUUUACAGUAACACCAUCCAGUCUAUAAUGGCCAUAAUAAAGGCAAUGGGAAACCUGAAGAUAGACUUUGGAGACACAGCCAGAGCGGAUGAUGCCCGGCAGCUCUUUGCAUUGUCAUGUACAGCAGAAGAACAGGGAAUACUACCAGACGACCUGGCCGGAGUCAUCCGCAGACUGUGGGCAGAUCAGGGUGUGCAAGCCUGCUUCAACCGAUCCCGUGAAUACCAGCUCAACGACUCGGCUGCCUAUUACCUGAAUGAUCUGGAGCGGAUUGCCCGGUCAGACUAUGUGCCGACACAGCAGGACGUCCUGAGGACGAGAGUGAAGACCACGGGCAUUGUGGAGACACAUUUCACCUUCAAGGAUCUCCACUUUAAGAUGUUUGAUGUUGGUGGACAGCGGUCUGAGCGGAAAAAAUGGAUUCACUGCUUCGAGGGGGUGACUGCCAUCAUCUUCUGUGUGGCUCUCAGUGCUUAUGACCUUGUUUUAGCAGAAGAUGAGGAGAUGAACCGCAUGCAUGAAAGCAUGAAGCUUUUUGACAGCAUCUGCAACAAUAAGUGGUUUACAGAGACCUCUAUCAUUCUCUUCCUCAAUAAGAAGGAUCUGUUUGAAGAGAAGAUCACCCAGAGUCCACUCACAAUCUGUUUCCCAGAAUACACAGGUGCCAACCAGUAUGAUGAAGCCGCCAGCUACAUCCAGAGCAAGUUUGAGGACCUGAAUAAGAGACGCGACACCAAGGAAAUCUACACACACUUCACCUGUGCAACUGACACAAAAAAUGUCCAGUUUGUGUUUGAUGCAGUGACAGAUGUGAUCAUCAAAAACAACCUGAAGGACUGUGGUCUCUUCUAAUCCCAGGGGUCGGUGGCCGUCAGCAGGAGACGGGGGAGCAGAGAGCAUAUUGUCCCUCUGGAUUUUACACUUUUUAUCCUGAGUGUCUCAUUUUGUAAUUAACCUAUCCUCUGCUGGAUGGAGUCUGUUGUGGGGAGCAGUACUCUGUGCAAGGCUGAGCUUUGCCAUGUUGGUUUAUUAACCCCUAAAGCCUUCACCCCUGGAAGUUCUGUGCUUCCCUCUGCCUUCUGAAGAACCUGACAUGGUCAUGUUUAGGGUUUUUAUUUUCAUUCUGGUUCUGCAGAUGUUUAAAGCACAACUUGUGUUCCGCAGAGGCAGGGGGACACUGGGCGCAGAAUGGCACAGGGGUUUGAAUCUCCCACAGCCUCCUAUUCCUGGAUUGCCUUGGACAUUUUCAUAGCGUGCAUUUUCAGUCGCCAUGGCUGCAGGGCUUUGUCCGUGCAUGUAACGGUUACAUGGCUGUUAGCUCCUCGAUUACAAGGAGCAGCACACAGCAGUAGUAAAAGCCAGAACCAUGGCGCAUCUGCAGAUUUAACACAUUCUUGUCCAAGGAUAAAUUAAAUCUGCACUGCCUUGUGGGCUGCAGCUUUUCCUGGUUUGUGGUUAACGAUUGCUUCUUUCUGUAUCAUAAUCAUUUUAUUGCCAGAUAGGGAUGUAUACAGCAACAUCCAAUCACCCGUCUCCCCUGCCCCGCUAGAUACCACGUGCACAGCACUUCAUCAAUGGUGGUUUAACCUCUCUGCUGAAAUCUACAUUCCUGUUAAAGAAAGGGUGUAAUAGAGGAAAGUAAGUGAACUUAGACUCUAGAUGUGUGGCUGGCAGCAUUUUUCCUCUGACCGUGGGGGUUGGCAAAUAUAUGGCCCGGAGAUUAUUACCUGUAGCUUAUGUGCCUUCAGCUGUUCUGUGUGGUUCUUGUUUUUUUUUUUUUUUUUUUUUUGUU
Hyla sarda is the source of this 2220-nucleotide messenger RNA. RefSeq names its product G protein subunit alpha i2 (gene GNAI2). The transcript is spliced from 9 exons. The coding region runs from base 213 to 1280 and encodes 355 amino acids. Lineage: Eukaryota; Metazoa; Chordata; Amphibia; Anura; Hylidae. Gene Ontology annotation, biological process: gamma-aminobutyric acid signaling pathway; adenylate cyclase-modulating G protein-coupled receptor signaling pathway. The record is from RefSeq and is a predicted model, not a curated record. Gene Ontology annotation, molecular function: GTP binding; GTPase activity; G-protein beta/gamma-subunit complex binding. Gene Ontology annotation, cellular component: heterotrimeric G-protein complex.